Messenger RNA from Ostrea edulis (European flat oyster), 6603 nucleotides. RefSeq names its product PH domain leucine-rich repeat-containing protein phosphatase 2-like. The transcript is spliced from 17 exons. Gene Ontology annotation, molecular function: protein binding. The record is from RefSeq and is a predicted model, not a curated record. Lineage: Eukaryota; Metazoa; Mollusca; Bivalvia; Ostreida; Ostreidae. Bases 1094 to 6310 code for a protein of 1738 amino acids.
CUGUAAAGGAAGUGCAUGAGGGUCGGUUUUCGGGUAGUAUUUUGUAGUGUGAGAAACGAUUGGAUAAUUGGGUUUAAAUGCCAAUGGUGUUCCUUAUGGAGCCCAAGUUAUGCAAAGUGAAUAGCUUAACGAACAAAUUAGACAGGACCAUGUUGACAAUUCCUUUAUAUCAUGGGAUAAUGUAAUCAAUAAGUAUGCAUCAGUGAUUCCUAUCGACAGUUAUUGUGAAAGUUUUUCUGGUCUUAAGAUGCAUGUAGAUGGAUCCUUACCUGUUGUAAGAGAUAUUUCAGCACCUGUCUGUGUUUUCUGAUGAAAGAAACUUGAGCAGUGAGUCAAUUUACAUACAGUUACAGGAGUGGAUAGGUUAGUGAAGUGAAAUCGGUGUAAACAGAUCCACAAAGAUGUCACUUUAUCCCAGACUUCAUGAUCCGCUGGUCUGUGAAGUCAGCUGGAACAUUUGAAUUAGUACCUGAUUUUAUUAUUUUUUUUAUAUUUGGAUGUUUUUGCUGUUUUGAAUAUAUACUUGGAAGUUGACGUGAAGCUAUUGUUGUUGAUGGAGUCUCUAGCCAUUGUCACACACUGUACCUGGACACAACCAGAAGCAAUUCUUCUCUGUAUCACAGAGUACACGCUGUUUGAACUGUGUAUUUCUUUGACAAAAUACACACAACAGUGGUUUUACUAACAGAACAUGUUCAGCUUGUCCAUUGACCACAGCCAUCCACAUUCAACAAUGGAUGAACAAUUUUCUGUCUUUGUUAUUCUAAGGAGAUAAUUUCCGUCAGAUUAUCCUGGAGGUAGAUUAGCCUACCGGUGGAAUUUCUGUGUAGGGGUGAUAGUCAAACCUUGAGAUGCAGUGACAGACUUUUGACAAGUCUUUAGAACACCUAUGUUGUGAUUGGUAUAACCCUGGUCCCAUUGUACCAGCUGAUCAGCCAUGGAAUAGGAUUAUUGUGAAUAUUUUAGUCUGCGUAACGUCCAGUUUAGAGGGGACACGUCAUUCAUUAAAGGCACACUUUCGGUGUGUGUGUGGUGAAUAUUUAAUGAGUGGACUUAAUUAGAGUGACAUUUCUUUCCUGGAUAUAGUAAGGAUAUGAAUGAGGAUUCGGAGACUGCUCAUCUGAUGGAUGAGGUACCGGAGGACCCUGGGUAUGAGGUACCUAGACAAGCCCCUCAAUUCUCCAAAAUGGUCUUCCCAUUUCCAAAAUCUAAUGUCACACUGGAGGUGCCACAAGGAAACCAGCCAACCGCAGGGCACCAGAGUAUGAGCUCUCUCUCCAGUAAUAGCACCGUGCAGACUCAGUCCCGGAGCGAGUCUGGGUCGAGUUCGUACGGGGCGCAGUACCACGGGGCGGAGGCCUGGUGGAGUGUGGGCGAGUUUCUACACCAGGGGAUUACUCACCAGAGCGUGGGGUUGUCCCUGCAUGGAAAAAAUGAUGAUGACACGUGGGAUCUGAGCGACUCCAUCGCCGAUCUCUACGUGGAGGCUUCCGAAAGAGAAAAGCAAGAAAAAGACAAAAUAGCAGAACAACUGAAGGAUUCCAAGACUGAGAUCGACAAGAAAUGGUUAGAGAAAGACACAAACAAUGGAUUUGUACGAGUGUUUCAGCCGGAUUCUGAGGUGUCUAAAGUGUUCCCAUGUACUUUCUCCACCACAGCUCACAAACUCUGUUUACAAUGUGGCAGACCUCCAAACUCAAUGCACAUACAACUGAAUGGGGACAUCAUUAGGAGACUGGAACCUUUUGAUUGUCCAUUAGCUGUUCAGAAUGAAUAUCUACAAAAUGUGGGCUACAAAGACAACAGGAAGAUACAACAGAUGGGGCUGUGUCCUGAUCUCCCCUGGCUUGUCAAGUUCUAUGCAGGCAAGCCUUUAUCAGACGGUACAUACUCCAGGAACCAGCUGACGUCGUAUGUCUACGUACGGAAGGGUAAACUCCUGUACCAGUGGGUGAGGCGACUGUGUGUGGUGUCAGGGACAAGGCUCCUCAUAUACAGAGACAAAAACAAGACCACCAAACCCACGGUUGUCCAGCUGGCCAAAGGUGAAGUGGAGGAGGUGACUGUCAAAGGCCAUGAACGGUGCCUGAAGCUGACCUCCACCCAGCAGGGGGACCGGUCAGUUUAUUUGUCCUUUGACAGUGACAAUGACUACUCCAAGUGGCUCAGGAAAGCCAAAAAGGCCACUGCCAAGCUGCCCUCAAAGGCUGAUCUCUCGAACUGUCACCUGGAGUUCUUGCCAGAAACAGUAUUCAUCAAUGAGGACCUGAAAUGUCUCAAUCUGAGACAUAAUGCCCUCAAAGAGCGACCUAUUGAGGAGGACAUCUACACCAUCGGCUGGCUGGAUGACCUCCCUAAGUUCCACAGUCUGUGCAGCUUGAACCUUGCAGACAACAAUCUAGCAAACUUCCCUGUUGCUAUCUGCCAGAUGAAGACUUUGACAGAACUAAACAUAGCCACCAACAAAAUCAAGGAAAUCCCUUCAGAAAUUGUUCACAUGACCAGCCUUCAGAUGUUACACAUCCAUAACAACCAUCUUCAUUCACUGCCGACUGAAAUGACAGAGAUGACUUCUCUCAAAAUCAUUGUUCUUGCCUUCAACUAUUUCACCACAAUCCCAGAGAUCCUACUACAAUCCCAGAAUUCCAAAUCCAAUUUGGACAGCAUUAUCAUGGCAGGAAACAGAGUUGAGAAACUACCACAUGAGGUGCUAUGUAGAAUGCAACACAUAAAGAAAAUAGAUCUGAGAAUGAAUAGUUUAUCGCUGCUUCCAAGCGAGACAGCCAAGUUUCACUUCCUGGAAUUGGUGACUCAUCUGGAUGUGAGAGACAAUCAAAUCAAGGACCUGGAUGUCCGAUCACUAAGAUCCUUGGAGUAUCUCAACUGUGAGAGGAACGCCAUGCAGAGUUUACAGGUCAACGGGUCAUCCCUAAAAAACUUGUAUGCUGCAGAUAAUGAACUGGAAACUUUCUCAAUCAAUCCCAAACCUGAAUGGCUAGUCAAUUUGGAUAUAUCUAGGAGCAAACUAUCGAGUCUCCCUUCAUGGGCUUCUGAGUGCUUCUUCAUGGUCAAACUUGAUGCUAGUCACAAUGCAAUCACAGAACUGCCCACGAGGUUGUUUUGUGAUGCACGGAAGCUGAAGGUGCUGAAUUUGAGUCACAAUAAAAUAUCAGAACUUCCCACAGACACCCAAAAUUGUGUGUUGGAGGAGCUUCAUAUAGAACACAAUCAGCUAACACUAUUACCAGGGCAUCUCAUGCUACAGGCCAACAAGUUGAAGUAUUUGAACCUGACAGGAAAUGAACUCCAGUCUGUCCCACAAUUCAGUUUUACCCACAAUUCUCGACUCUUUGAGCUGUACCUUUCUGACAACAAGCUGGAGGAUGACUGUAUUCCAUUUGUAUGUUCAUUCACGAAGCUCCGAGUUUUACACAUAGCCCACAACAGAAUAACUGAGAUCAAGAGCAGAGACAUCUCUAAGCUGGAGAACCUACAGGAGAUAAAUCUGUCCGGAAAUGACCUCCGAACACUGCCCUCCAACCUCGGAAAACACACCAAACUACAGGUCAUCCGCGCCAAUGCCAACUAUCUCAAGGAACUGCCAGACUUCAAGAGGGCAAACAAUCUCAAGGUGCUUGAAAUUGGAUCAAAUCGCUUGUCUGAUGUGUCUGUUACAAGUUUAAUGGGCUCCCAAGUCCAGCUGCUGGAUAUUUCUGGAAAUCCAGACAUAAUGGUCAAAAGCAGUGAACUAAAGGGACUCAGCACCAUUAAAAAGAUCUGCACAGUGGACAUGCGUGGACAGAAUCGGUCACUACUGGACCUCAGGCAGGCUCCGUUCGAGAGUGGCGGAUGUCCCUGGCAAACAGGACUGUCUCAGACAUCAGGAAUGAGAAACAAACUGUGUGUAUCUAUCCUAAACAAGCCCCAGUUCACUAAUGAAGUGGAGGGUCUAUUUGGAGUUUUUGAUGGUGGUCGUAACGAUGAAGUUACCAAGAUUAUUGAUGACGUGUUUAGUGACACUUUGCUGGAGGAAUCCAAGCAGAGCUUAGCCAGUCAGCAGAGUCUGAAAUAUGCCCUGCUGUCUGUUCACAGCAAACUGCAGGCCACAGGGCAGAAAGUAGGAGCGGCUGCCGCCGUUUGUCAUCUGAGGAAAGAGAGCAGUCAUUACAGCAUGUGUAUGGCUAACGUCGGGGACGUGGAGGUGGUGAUCUGUCGCCGCGGGGAGGUGGUGCCUGUUUCCAGGCGGUUCCUUGUACAGAGUGAUCAAGAUGAGUGCCACCGGAUCUGCAAAUCUGACGGAAUUAUUACAGAGGAUGGCAGAGUAAAUGGUGUGACCCAACAAACUCGACUCCUAGGAAGCAGUUUUCUGUACCCCCAUGUUAUUCCUGACCCACAUCUGAUUCAAUUUAAUCUCCACCAUGAUGACCAGUUCAUCAUUAUAGCCAAUCAUGGUCUUUGGAAAUAUGUACCUUACGAAGAUGCUGUCAGUCAAAUUAAAAAUAUUCCUGAUCCUGUCAUUGCUGCCAAACGCCUUCAAGACUUGGCACAAGCUUAUGGAUCAAAAGAAAGCAUUGGGAUUCUUGUGAUCAGACUGUUGUUGUCAGAGAAGGAAAGAAACAAGAUGAAGUCCAUUCUACAGAAGCAGUUUCAGGCAGAACAGGAAUUACUGGCAGUUCUUAAAGAGAGGGAUGCAGUUCGUGAGGAAGAAAGGAGGAAAAAGAAGGAGGAAAUCGCUCUUGAGGAAGAUAAUGUACCUAUGGACAUCCUUAAGCUGAGGAAGCAUGGGAAAAAGAGAAUGCAGGCAUUUGAUGUGUUCCAUGAAGAAGGGGGUGAUUAUGUGAGUCUGGCUCGAACUUCGUCCAAUUCUUCUGGUGAAAACUGGGAGGAAAUUCUCCAGAAACGUCUUGCAGAGGAGGUGAAGAGCAAAGAGCUGAGACACCUAUUUGAUGAUCAGCACAAAGAAACCAAUGCUAUGAAUGCAGCAUUUGAGAUGGGAUACAACGGUGUAGACUCCACUGGGAACACACAAGACACUAACAAGAAACAAUAUAAGAAAAAGCACUAUGCACCAGAUCCAAAUGUGAACAUUAUCAGUCCUGUGAACUAUCAACCAAAUGCUUUGAUCAAUGUUAGUCCUUCUCUAGAGUCCAUGGAAUUUACAAAAGACUACAGUGGUUCUACAAAUGUGGACAGGGAUGCUGUGUUGUUUCAUCAGAUGCAAAUAGCUCGCUCCAAAAGCAAAAGUACAGAUAGCAUGGAUUCCAUACAGUCUGUUCCUAAUGCAAGUAGCUCCUCAUUCAGGGAUGUUCCAGUGGCAACUAAGAGUUCGUCUCACAGCAUAGAGGUCCUCAUUCACAAACCCUUCCAUGGAUCAUGGGAGGAAAGACUAGGUGGGUCUCAGCCAAGUUACUUACCAAACCAUCAGCGGAAUCUUUCCCUACAAGACUUUGACUGGGAUGUUCCUAGCUCCUGUCCCAAUACAAAGUCAGUGGAGAUGGAACACGUAGCACUUCAUAAACUGGACAGGAAUUUUGAUGCUUCAAUGAACAACUUGUUUGAGACUGAAACUCAAGCAAAAAGUGGUUCCCAAGAACCUCUCAUAUCAUUGAAAGGUUCUGAUGAAGGAAUGAAAGAAGACUUAGAAAUAUAUGAGGAUGAAACUAUUGUGAGUGGUUACAAAACAUCCCCAACAAUUAAAGAAAAGAAACAGAGAGCACCACCUCCCCCACCCCUCCCACCCAGAAUGGAUGAUCUGUAUGCAAAACCACAAAAGAAAGAAAGGAGAGCUCCACCCCCACCUCCAACUGAUAGGACACCACAAGAGGAAACUACAGUGAAUGGUCAGGAGAAUGAGUUAAAGUUAACACCUCCAACUGUUAAACCAUGUGUUCCUCCCAGGACAUAUCUGUCAAAGUCUGAGCCAGUGGAGAAUGCUCAGAUGAAGAAGUUGACUGAUUCUCUUCUAGCCUUAAAAGGGGGCGAUGUGUUAAACAUCCGUGCCAAGAUAUCUAAAUUUGAAGCAGGUAAAAGUGAACCCUCAAAACUUCCUGAGAGGAAUGUGGACUAUAUUUUGACGUCGGAGGAUGAGGAGACACAGAGGAGUGAAGAUAAGGGUUUUCUGAAACAUGAGCCUGAUAUGAACUCAAACUCUUUGACUAGUCUCCAGAACUUUUACUUUGCUCUCCAAAACGGAACUCACACCACCAGCCAGUGUCUUGAUGAGGCUAGUAAUCCGUUAAACACUCCAUCCAUGGAGUCCCUCCUACACACGACUCUCAGCCAGCAGAGUGUGAUAGAGACAUACUUAUGACCAAGAGUUCACCAUCUUAUCUCGGAUUUACGCAAACAGACUGUUGCCAUUUAAAUGCAUAAUGAUCUUGAUUCAUUCUAAACUGAAAACGGUGAAAAGUGAUGGAAAAUUUUAAUAUGCAUAAAAAGUAAAAGAUUAACUGCUGGAAAUGGUUGGGGUUGCAAUUGGCUUUGAUUCAUACAAGUUGCUUGUUUUUAUUAACAUAUGUUUAUUUUGUAUCAUUGAAAAAUUUGUGCAAUAUGAUUUUCUUGCAAAAGAUGAAAAUCGACAAAUAAAAAAGUAAAAAAAGGAAA